This is a messenger RNA of Eubalaena glacialis (North Atlantic right whale), 3892 nucleotides long. It is a transcript of the gene MIB1, whose product is annotated as MIB E3 ubiquitin protein ligase 1. The coding region runs from base 96 to 3116 and encodes 1006 amino acids. Gene Ontology annotation, cellular component: cytoplasm. The record is from RefSeq and is a predicted model, not a curated record. Gene Ontology annotation, biological process: protein ubiquitination. Lineage: Eukaryota; Metazoa; Chordata; Mammalia; Artiodactyla; Balaenidae. The transcript is spliced from 21 exons. Gene Ontology annotation, molecular function: ubiquitin-protein transferase activity; protein binding; zinc ion binding.
GAGUCCGGCCCGGGCCCAACUCCCUCACGGGUCCCCCGGCGGCGGCGGCGGCGGCGGCGGCGGCGGCGGCGGCAGAGCCCACCGCUCGGGCCCCGAUGAGUAACUCCAGGAAUAACCGGGUGAUGGUGGAAGGGGUCGGGGCCCGAGUGGUGCGCGGCCCGGACUGGAAGUGGGGGAAGCAGGACGGCGGCGAGGGCCAUGUGGGCACGGUCCGGAGCUUCGAGAGCCCCGAGGAGGUGGUGGUGGUGUGGGACAACGGCACCGCCGCCAACUACCGCUGCUCCGGGGCCUACGACCUGCGUAUCCUGGACAGCGCGCCCACGGGCAUCAAGCAUGAUGGAACCAUGUGUGAUACCUGCCGCCAGCAACCAAUCAUUGGCAUUCGAUGGAAAUGUGCGGAGUGUACAAAUUAUGAUUUGUGCACAGUUUGUUAUCAUGGAGAUAAACAUCAUUUAAGGCAUCGCUUUUAUAGAAUUACUACACCAGGAAGUGAGCGGGUUCUGUUAGAGUCUCGUAGAAAAUCUAAGAAGAUUACAGCCAGAGGGAUCUUUGCAGGUGCCAGAGUGGUGCGAGGAGUGGACUGGCAGUGGGAAGACCAGGAUGGAGGAAAUGGACGCAGGGGAAAGGUAACAGAAAUCCAAGACUGGAGUGCAUCAAGCCCACAUAGCGCGGCCUACGUUCUCUGGGACAAUGGUGCUAAGAACCUUUACAGAGUUGGCUUUGAGGGCAUGUCUGACCUGAAGUGUGUCCAGGAUGCCAAAGGAGGUUCUUUCUACAGAGAUCAUUGUCCUGUGCUAGGUGAGCAGAAUGGCAACAGGAAUCCUGGUGGAUUGCAGAUUGGUGACCUGGUCAAUAUAGAUCUUGACCUAGAAAUUGUACAGUCUUUGCAGCACGGUCAUGGAGGAUGGACUGAUGGCAUGUUUGAGACUUUAACUACAACUGGAACUGUUUGUGGCAUUGAUGAAGAUCAUGACAUUGUAGUACAGUAUCCCAGUGGCAAUAGGUGGACCUUCAAUCCUGCUGUUCUCACUAAAGCGAACAUUGUCCGAAGUGGGGAUGCCGCUCAGGGCGCAGAAGGAGGCCCCUCACAGUUCCAAGUGGGUGAUCUUGUACAAGUUUGUUAUGACCUGGAAAGAAUUAAACUUCUACAGAGAGGACAUGGAGAAUGGGCUGAAGCUAUGCUCCCAACUUUAGGUAAAGUUGGCCGAGUACAACAAAUUUAUUCAGACAGUGAUUUAAAGGUGGAAGUCUGUGGAACAUCUUGGACGUAUAAUCCAGCAGCAGUUUCCAAGGUGGCAUCUGCAGGAUCAGCCAUUAGCAAUGCAUCUGGUGAAAGACUCUCCCAACUCUUGAAGAAAUUAUUUGAAACCCAAGAAUCUGGUGACCUCAAUGAAGAAUUAGUUAAGGCUGCUGCCAAUGGAGAUGUUGCUAAAGUGGAAGAUUUGCUAAAAAGACCGGAUGUGGAUGUGAAUGGACAGUGUGCUGGUCACACAGCCAUGCAAGCUGCUAGUCAGAAUGGACAUGUUGACAUUUUGAAGUUACUUUUGAAGCAAAAUGUGGAUGUAGAAGCAGAGGAUAAAGAUGGAGAUAGAGCCGUUCACCAUGCAGCUUUUGGAGAUGAAGGCGCUGUUAUAGAAGUGCUGCACCGAGGCAGCGCUGAUCUGAAUGCACGAAACAAGCGCCGGCAGACACCACUUCAUAUUGCUGUCAAUAAAGGUCACCUUCAAGUGGUGAAGACUUUAUUGGACUUUGGCUGUCAUCCCAGUCUUCAGGAUUCUGAAGGUGAUACCCCUCUUCAUGAUGCAAUAAGUAAGAAACGUGAUGAUAUCCUGGCAGUUCUUCUGGAAGCUGGAGCAGAUGUUACCAUUACAAAUAAUAAUGGAUUUAAUGCUCUACACCAUGCUGCACUAAGAGGAAAUCCCAGUGCAAUGCGUGUUUUACUGUCGAAAUUACCAAGGCCAUGGAUUGUGGAUGAGAAGAAAGAUGAUGGUUAUACUGCCUUGCAUCUGGCUGCCCUUAAUAAUCAUGUAGAAGUGGCUGAACUGUUGGUACAUCAGGGUAACGCAAACCUGGAUAUCCAGAAUGUGAACCAGCAGACUGCCCUACACCUUGCUGUUGAGCGGCAGCACACCCAGAUUGUGAGGCUUUUGGUCCGUGCAGGUGCCAAAUUAGAUAUUCAGGAUAAGGAUGGGGAUACUCCUUUGCAUGAAGCUCUGAGGCAUCACACUUUGUCUCAGCUACGUCAGCUUCAAGAUAUGCAAGAUGUGGGGAAGGUCGAUGCUGCCUGGGAGCCAUCCAAAAACACCUUAAUAAUGGGACUUGGUACCCAGGGAGCCGAGAAGAAGAGUGCAGCAUCUAUUGCCUGUUUCUUGGCUGCUAAUGGUGCUGACCUUAGCAUUCGAAAUAAGAAGGGUCAGUCGCCACUUGAUCUCUGUCCUGAUCCAAGUCUCUGCAAAGCUCUGGCAAAGUGUCAUAAAGAAAAAGUCAGUGGUCAGGUGGGUUCUCGAAGUCCUUCUAUGAUUAGUAAUGAUUCUGAAACCUUAGAAGAGUGUAUGGUGUGCUCAGAUAUGAAGAGAGAUACUCUUUUUGGCCCAUGUGGACAUAUUGCUACCUGUUCUUUGUGUUCUCCACGAGUCAAGAAAUGCCUCAUCUGUAAAGAACAAGUUCAAUCCAGGACAAAGAUUGAAGAAUGUGUGGUAUGCUCUGACAAGAAAGCAGCUGUUCUUUUUCAGCCAUGCGGACACAUGUGUGCUUGUGAGAACUGUGCUAAUCUGAUGAAAAAGUGUGUGCAGUGUCGGGCAGUAGUUGAACGAAGAGUGCCCUUCAUCAUGUGUUGUGGAGGGAAAAGUUCAGAGGAUGCCACUGAUGAUAUCUCAAGUGGGAAUAUUCCGGUGUUACAAAAGGAUAAGGAUAACACCAACGUCAAUGCAGACGUGCAGAAGCUGCAGCAGCAGUUACAGGACAUUAAAGAGCAGACAAUGUGCCCUGUGUGUUUGGAUCGUCUGAAGAAUAUGAUUUUCCUUUGUGGCCAUGGAACGUGCCAGCUCUGUGGAGACCGAAUGAGUGAAUGUCCUAUUUGUCGAAAGGCUAUUGAACGAAGGAUUCUUUUGUAUUAACUUAAAAACUCAGUGUGUUUUGUUAGCUAAAGUAUUUGGUCAUGAGAUCUUAGUGAGCUAGUUGGAGGUUCUAAUGAAUUAAUUUUUAAUAUCAUAGUUUCUUUACUAGAGUGUAAUUAGACUGUAAAUGUACCAGAACAACAACAACAAAAACUCUACAAAACAGUGUUUGAAGCUGUGUUUUUUGUUUUUUUUGUUUUUUCCUUUCAAUCUGAGACAUCAAAUCCAUGUAAUUGAUAGGUGAUUUACCUUUGACUUCUAAGGGGGAAAAUCCUUUAAGGAUCUCCUGUUAUUUUUGUUUUUAUUGCAUUUUCUCUUAUAGUUUAUAAAUUUGUUAGACCUCAAAAGAUAUACUUCCUUAUGAUCAGCUAUCUUUCAAUUUAUCAUGAUUUUACACAGUGAGCUGAUACAGGUACUCAGAAAAGUCAUGCAUCAAAUGAAAGGGGGAAGUCAAACCAUUAUGUCAUGUAUGCUAAACGAUAAAAUUAUAGUACAAGUUCUGCAUGGUUAAGGGAAUACUGAAGAGAGGAUUCUCUUUUUAAGAUAACAAAGUUAUCAAGUGAUUGUUUCUAAAUUCUUAGAGUAAAUGGAAAUAUAGAAUGAGAGAAUAUUAAGUUUGCAUUUAACUUAUUUUCUGGAUUCAAAGGAAAAUUGUUUAACUUGAAUCAAAUUGCCAGUUUCAAAAUGACUGAUAGACAUGAAAAGGAAAAAUAAGCAAUCAUAGUGGGGAACUGAAGGGGGUGGGGGGAGUCAUCCAAUAAAAGAGCACCUAUUAA